CCGUUGGAUUCACUGUUGGUUGUUCUUGUUAAAGCUCCAUCCUCGGCACACGGCGCCUCCUUCUCCAGUCAGUCAAAACGUGAAGGACUAUGACUGGUAGAUCCACCUCCCAUUUCAAGGUGAUCCAGCUGGGAAGAUAGAACAUUUGUGACCUGUUAGAUCCUGCACUUCCUCCAGGAAAAUGAGGACUAUCUUACCGGGCAUCAUCUGUCUCUGUCUUGGCAUGUCCCUGGAUGCAUUGUCUUUGAGUGGACGGGGGAGAGAGACAGUAGAUGGAGAGGGAACUCGAGCAACGGUCAGAGGAGAGAAGCUGCUCAAAAGAGUGAGACGAGGCUGGAUGUGGAACCAGUUUUUCCUGCAGGAAGAGUACACCGGCAGUGACUAUCAGUACAUUGGAAAGCUCCAGUCAGACCAGGACCACGGCAAUGGUCAAAUCAAGUAUGUUCUGUCUGGCGAGGGGGCUGGCACCAUCUUUGUCAUUGACGAGAAUAACGGCGACCUGCACGCCACCCGCCGCCUGGAUCGCGAGGAAAAGGCUUUUUACAUCCUCAAAGCCACGGUGGUCAACAAACGGACAGGUCAAAAGCUGGAGCCAGAGACUGAGUUCACCAUCAAGCUCCACGAUAUCAAUGAUAAUGAGCCUCAGUUCAGCAAAGAGGUUUACACUGGCAGCGUACCCGAGAGGUCUGAUAUUGGUACGUCAGUCAUCCAGGUGACAGCUACAGAUGCUGAUGACGGUAUGUAUGGGAACAGUGCCAAACUGGUCUACAGCAUCAGCCAGGGACACCCAUACUUCUCUGUGGACCCAAACACAGGCGUUAUCCGGACAGCCUUGGGUCCUGGCGACAUGGACCGAGAGCAGAGGGAGCACUACCAGGUGGUGAUCGAAGCCAAGGAUAUGGCCGGACAGAGAGGAGGCCUCACAGGGACCACGGUGGUUAACAUCACGCUCACUGAUGUCAACGACAACCCUCCCCGCUUCACUCAGAGUAUUUACCAGUUCAGAGUUCCUGAGUCAUCCAAGUCUGGCACUCCAGUUGGGAGGAUUCGAGCCACCGACAGAGACAUCGGGAAGAACGCUGAGAUGUAUUUCACCAUCGUCAGUGGAGACGGCAUGGACAUGUUUGAGAUCUCCACGGACAGAGACACCCAGGAGGGAGUCAUCACCGUUAGUAAGCCCUUGGAUUAUGAGAAGAAACCAUCGUACACAGUCGAGAUCCAGGUCCAGAACACCCAGGUGGACCCUCGCUUCAUGUCCGCUGGCUCCAAAGACAUGGCCACCGUUCGGAUCGGCGUGGAGGACGUGGACGAGCCACCGCUGUUCGACAAGGCUAGCUAUCUGAUGGAGGUGAAGGAAGACGCAGAGGUGGGCGUGGCCGUGGGCUCGGUCAGCGCCAUAGACCCCGAUGGAGCUCGCAGCAUGGUCAAGUACUCUAUCGACCGUCGCACCGACAUGGACCGCCUGUUCAACGUCCAUCCUGGGAAUGGGUCUGUGUUCCUGCUCAAAAGCCUGGACAGAGAAGAGACUGCCUGGCAUAAUAUUUCAGUCAUUGCCACUGAGUUCAAUAAUCCCCGUCAGAGCAGCCACGUUCCCGUCUACAUCCGCCUGCUGGACAUCAACGACAACGCUCCCACCUUCGCCACCAUUUAUGAAACCUUUGUCUGCGAGAGAACCAAGGCUGGUCAGCGGAUCCAGACAGUAAGUGCUGUUGAUGCCGAUGAGCCGUCGUCGGGACACAAGUUUUUCUUCAGCCUGGCUCCUGAGGGGACGCACCGCAGCAACUUCACUGUCCGAGACAAUGGAGAUAACACUGCCGGCAUCAUGACACGUCGAGCCAGCUAUAGCCGCCUUCACCAGAGCGUCUACCUGGUUCCUGUGGUGAUUACUGACGGCGACUACCCCAUGCAGAGCAGCACCGGGACCCUCACUGUGAGGGUGUGCACCUGCGACCGUGAAGGCAACAUGGAGCUGUGUAAUUCCGAGGCUCUCAGCAGCUCUCCUGGCCUCAGCACUGGCGCACUCAUCGCCAUCCUCCUGUGUGCCAUCAUUCUGCUGAUGAUCGUGGUUCUGUUCACGGCGUUGAAACGCCACAGGAAGCAGGAACCUCUCAUCAUCUCCAAGGAGGAUGUCAGGGACAACGUGGUGAGCUACAACGACGAAGGCGGCGGCGAAGAAGACACCCAGGCUUUUGACAUCGGAGCGCUGCGGCACCCGGACGCCGCCGCCGCCUUGGAGGAAUCUGCCAAACAGAGGCGUGACAUCAUCCCCACCGACACCCUCCUGUACCCACCACACUGCCGGCCUGCCCCAGCUGCCUCUGGCCUCAUCAUGCCGCCAGUCAGUCUGGCAUCACGGGAUAACGGGGACGUACGCGAGUUCAUCAACCAGAGAGUCCUGGAGAACGACUGUAACCCGACAGCACCGCCGUACGACUCGCUGGCCACCUACGCCUACGAGGGCGCAGGCUCAGUGGCUGAGUCACUGAGCUCGCUGGGCUCAGCUUCGUCUGAGGCUGAGCAGGACUACCACUACCUGAGUGACUGGGGGCCUAGGUUCAGGAAACUAGCUGACCUGUAUGGGGGCGAGGACAGUGACUUCUCCUAACAAAGAUACCACGUAUACACACACACACACACACACACAUAUACACGCACACAUUUCCAUGUCAAAGACAAGUUCAGUAACAUUUUGAGCGGCGCAGGGCCGAGGACAGCCGGGUCCAACUACAAACUCAACCUAAGAGAUUGUAAAUGUUGCUGAAGAGCUUUAAGCAAACGGAAGAACUUUUAAAAACACAGACAAACACACUCCACAUGAAGAACCAACAGAUGUGCUGGCAGAUGUUAAUUCCAUUUUAAUGGGAUGUUCGAGAACGCCACCUGAUCUUUGACCUGCCUUCACUGCACACGGAUCCAAAAAUGGAGAUUAUACCACGUCUUUUUCAAAAAGGGACCAAAGGUCCAAAAAUGUCUGUUUUUGGGAUGUAAAUCAACCAGCUCAGCGGUGGAGCCAAAGAUCUUCAGUUUCACCAGUGUGAACCUCUUCAAAGACUCAUUUCAGGCCUGAGGGGAGUUGAAAAUCAAAACUGGACUUUCAGGUUUGGCUUUAAUCUCUCCUGGGUCACCAAAUAACCAUUUAGCAGAGUGUUUCUUGUGGCUUUAAAUGUGCCGUUCAGGGCAGACUGAAUGGAUCGUUUGGAGCCAGGUCAGUUAACAAAACCCCAGUGUAGUUAUUUCAGAACUGGAGCAGACACACUUACCGCUGCCGAUAUGAAGUGGAGUGUGGGGAAGACACUAUUUUUGUUGGUUGUUUUUUUUUUUUUUUUUGUUUUUAACUAAGUGCCCUUCUGCUGCCCUUCGAGCUGAACUGUGGACGCCGUGCAGGCUGGCUGAGACUGGAGGGGGCGGACAACUCUUACAUGAUUGCUCUUUGUCGUUUUUGCUAUCUUGUACAAAAUGAACAUUCCAGAGGAGCUGCUCUGAAGGGUCCUCGCUUGAAAGUCGCCUUCUUCGGGACACAGAGUAAAAGACAACUCGUAUGACUAAAUGCACUGAUUUCUUUAUGUUUACGCAGGUUUUUAGAUUUUUUGUUUUUUUGUUUUUUUGUGCUGCCCAUUAAAAGAAAUUAUAUGUUAAAAGCAUCAGUUCUAGAUUCUUAGCUUCUUGAUUAAGUGUUUAUUGUGUCAGAGCUGUGGUUGAGUUAUAUUGGAACCAAACUAAGUUCUGUAAAUCUUUGAUUUUACUGGAGUGGUUUUUUUUCCCCAUGGAAAACAACUUCAGAUCUCAUACAGACACGUGUCGAACAGUGCUGAAGUAUUUUCAUAACAUGUACAUGAAGGACACCUACCUUCCUACCACAGUAGGACUGUCACUUUUUCUUUGACAAUUCAGACUCUGCUGUCACAAACUCUGCAGUUCUCCUCAGCUCAGUCGAGCGUUUUAGCGUCUUUCGGCUCAUUGUUUUGGUUUUCACCGCACUGUUCCGGUUCAGCCAAACAUCGAGCAUUAUCAUCAUCAUCAGUCUCGUUUCCAGCAGCAGGCAGCUGGUUUCAGUGUUCCACCACCUGACCAACACCGAACACCAGAAAAAAUUUAUGACGACCUGGUGAACAUAUCAAAACAUUUAGCUGACAGUGAGUUUUUCUCAGGACUCAAUGGAGACAAAACAAAAAAAACACAGCCAAAGGGAGAGUGACUGUUUGAAUUACACUCAUCAGACGGACACAAACCUAACUCCAAAUGGAUGUUAGUGUCACUCUCUGUAACAUGUUAGCCACAACAGCAGCUUGAUGCCACUCUGGUUUCUGAACCAAAGUGUAAAAACAAUUUUGUGGCUGGAUUCAGUAACUUCCAAACCAACUGAGAAUUUUAGACUCAGCAACACAGAUGGAGAAACUGAAAGAUGAACGACUGCUUUACGGUAACAUUACCACAACACAGCAACUAAUCCAAAGUCACCUGUUAGCUUGUCAGCCGAGAGACGGCAGAGGCAAAUGAAUGGACCAGCGUGAGGCCGUGUGAGUUGCCUUCAAAUGAAUGAAGUGAACAUGAAUAAUGAAUAAAUGAAGGCAGCAGACAGCUCACAGACAGCAGACCAAUCAAUAAAUUACCUCUCCUUAUUGGUUCAAAACUGAUUUUUUGAAAAAGUGACAGACCUACUUCACAGCCAGCAUUUACUGAAUGUCCUUCAUCUUCAUUUUCAGCUUCAUGUUAUUUCCUGCACAUACCUGUUUUCUCACAUAGUUGGAGGGUAUGAUACAAAUGUUGUUGUUAUGUUUUUGGCACAGAUCAGGAUUCACUCACUGCUUUUGUUUGACGCAUGAGAAAAGAAACUGUGUUCCACCUUCACUGGUAUAUUUGCUUAGGUUUAUUCAGCCCGUGUCGUGAACAAGUGAAUUCAUCGUUUGCUUUGAUAUCACAUUAAAAAAAACCCCAUUACAUUAAAUCACAACAAUCAACCUCAGUGCCAUGUUAAAAAAAAAAAAACAUUAGUUUCCAUGUGAGGGGUGUGACGUCAGGAUGAGUUCCUGAUUUAGACUUUCUCUUCCUCUGAUUUUAUACCAGGGGUCUGUAUUGUGUUUUGGCAGUUCCAGUAAAAAGCUGCGGUUUGUUCCAGUUGUGUUUUGUGACCGUGGUCUGCUCUGAAGGCUUCAAACAAAAAAAAAUGUCCACAUAUUUUUCUUUAUAUUAUAAUUCAUUCUUUUUUUUUGUACCAAAUAUUUAUAGGACACGAUGACGAUGAUAAUGAUGAUGAUGAUGAUAUUCCUGGAGGGAAAAAAAAUCAACCUCACCUCCAGCUUCACUGUUUUUUAAUGUAAUUUUGGAGGUGUGAAACUUGCUGUAGGCAGUCUACCGUCUGUAUAUGAUGAUGUAUCAAGUUGUUUAAUUUUAUCAAAA
Molecule: messenger RNA, 5397 nt
Organism: Toxotes jaculatrix (banded archerfish)
Lineage: Eukaryota; Metazoa; Chordata; Actinopteri; Toxotidae
Product: cadherin-6-like
Exons: 12
Coding region: 182-2605 (807 amino acids)
Biological process (GO): cell-cell junction assembly; calcium-dependent cell-cell adhesion; adherens junction organization
Cellular component (GO): adherens junction; catenin complex; plasma membrane
Molecular function (GO): cadherin binding; calcium ion binding
Source: RefSeq, a predicted model, not a curated record